Molecule: messenger RNA, 642 nt
Organism: Symbiodinium sp. CCMP2456
Lineage: Eukaryota; Dinophyceae; Suessiales; Symbiodiniaceae
Source: the annotation of a GenBank genome assembly
AUGGACCGCUCCUCGGUUGCAUCCGAGACGGAGUCCGAGGGCCUGCCAGCAGAAGACGGACCGCGACCGGGAUCAUCGCCGGGGUCCGCACAUGCAGAGGGAGCGCAGGUGCCGCCCAGGGGUCCAUCCUCGCCGGCGCCCCCUAGUGGCCCCGCCGGCUCUGGACAACCAGGUGGUUUUCCUGCUGCAGCUUUGUCUGCCGGACAUCUCCCUUCUUCCGAGGUUCAGCGCAUCAUGCGUGACAGGCAGGGUUCAGGACUUUUGGUGCGGCAUUUGGCUGCGAAUCCCCAAGACAAGGAGUUGGUGCUUCAGUUGGUGAUGCCCCGGCUUGUCCGGCUGGCAUGCCACGAACAAGCUUCGCUGGUGCUCACGCGGAUACUCGAGGAGGGUGUCAAAGAAACGAUGCUUGUCGAAAUGGCGAGCCGCUGUGACAAGUCGGUGCCAAAGCUGGCGCGGGACAAGUUCGGUUGCCGAAUUCUGCAGCAGAUCUUUGAGGUGUCGCCACGGGAAGUCCAGCGCCAGCUGGCGCAGGAACUCUCAGGCGAAGUACUGGCCUGCAGCCCCUUGGGUCGCACUUUGCACUUGGCCGAGAUGACAACUUGGCGCUUACCUCACAAGGCCUUGGCUAGCAUGAACUUAUGA